Molecule: messenger RNA, 2520 nt
Organism: Drepanopeziza brunnea f. sp. 'multigermtubi' MB_m1
Lineage: Eukaryota; Fungi; Ascomycota; Leotiomycetes; Helotiales; Drepanopezizaceae
Source: RefSeq, a predicted model, not a curated record
AUGAAGUCUGCUCCAGAGGCCAAGAUCCCACCAGUCAGGAUCAUCUUGCGCAUCGCAACGCGCCGUCCGGAGCCAGAUCGACAAGGGGAUAGUUCGGGGACACUUUUGCCCGAACAGAACAAGGCCGGAUACCCUACAACAUCGGGGAAAUCUCUUGAAACUUUGGAAUUGAUACGGAAGCUCAACGAAUCUGCAACGUCGGCUGCGCGGGAUAAAGCUGAGCUUGGUGUCACUGGACAAUUCACAACUUCGGGGAAGACUCUUCAAACUUUGAAAUUGAUACGGAAGCUCGACAAAUCUGCGAGUUUAGUUGAGCAGGAUAUCGGUGGCAUAGCCCACCCAGGUACAAAAAGGCGGAAUCGAGCUGCCUACGUUGAAUCGGACGACGAGACGAGUACAUACGAAAUUUUCCAUGCUGUAGAGGUUGAACCUGAAGACCCUGCUGGAAAGAUACGGGAAAUAAGCGAAGCGAGAGACCUGGACUCGGGAAUUGAAUUCCUAUCUGACAGUCCAUCUGUUGAUCUCCGAAAGCGAAAAAGGUUUGAUUGCCUUGAUUCUUCAGACUCAGACCAAGGAGAGUCGCCCACAACGAGGAGGGUUUUUGGGGAAAAGCGUCUCCCAGCGCCUCCCUCAGGUUUCUCUACUACUCUGAGCGAGACGUCUGUCGAAUUUCCUGAACCUCUGGAAGAAGACAAAGAAAAGCCAUUGCGGAGACCCGGAGAGAAACGCCUCCCGAAUCUCGCUUUGUGCGAGCAGAAGAAGCGCGGAGAGAAGAGUCCUGUUUACUUUAGAGCUCAUCCCUAUCCAAACAAUAAACCCCCAUUGUAUCGUCACAAGAUUCGACAAUGGCGCCUAGUGCUAGUACGGCAGAAUCGUCCUGGCCUUGACCAUGGCGAAUUCGAAGGUAUACCGGUUCGUCAUUGGAGUCGCGAUUAUGUGACCGUAGCUCCUCCUCCAAACCAAGACAGUGCGACCAAUCAGAAUGACAUCUGGGCCGUCGAACUGCCUCACGGGAUGCCGAAAGACUCGCAUCUGUUACCUCAACAUAGCCAAGAUCUUUUGCGCGCUGCUCGAGCCGGGAAGAUAUAUAAACGUCCAGCUCCUGCAGAUGAAGAAGAAGCCGAUCCUGAAGCAAUCGUUGGUGAUAAGCCCGACAAGAAAGAUGACGAUAUACUGGAGAAGGGCUUCACUGUGAAAUCGUGGAAACUAACGCCACGUCACCUGGAGGGGCCAGAUGUCUCUUACCUAGCCAAAAGAAGGCCAGGUUUAGGUAAUGCGUCGUUGAAGUCUUCAGUGCCAGUAGCAACUGUCAUCAAAGCCACAGUAAAACGAAUCGAUGCGGCAGGGAACGAGUAUGUGCAAGACGUUGUAGUACCACAGGGUCAGACAGUCGAAGGCGAAGUUCUCUCGCAGACACAGAUUCCAGAUCCCAACGCACCUGUUGACUUGACGGCUGCACAUGCCACGCCUCCGAAACGCAGACCCGCAACCAAAAGGAAGGCCAAAGGGCCUGGACGAGGAAGGAAGAAGAAGCCAGUUGCACCUACCAGUGUCCCACUGGCUACGCCAAUCGAUGGGUCAGUCCCUAACACAUCAACCGAGAGAACGGUUGCUCCUGAUACUAAGUGUGAUGAGGGUGCCAAGAACGAAGGCAGUACUUCGACUCCAACAGUGCAGGAAGACAUAGAGAUGGGCGAUGGCUCACAAGCUAACUCAGACGAUGAGGACGGUGACGAUGGCGAUGAAGGGGAUGAGGGUGAGGACGACGAAGCAUCUGAGGAUAUGCAAGACUCGGUAUCCAAGGCCGCUCAAGAAUCUUCACUCUCCGAACUUUCAGUCCCGUCCAUGCCUCCGAUCCCGCCGCUUGAACCCGUAGACUCUACUAUGGGCGGCACUGAGAGCAAUCAUGCACCUCCCAAGCUUAUGGCGGAUAGAGUUGAGGGAAAAUCCGGAAGCCCGCUGAGACAAGUAGCAAUGACGACUUCAACGGCCGCUUCACCGUUGGAAUCUUCCGCAACACCGUUUCAAAAUAUUGCACCUACCGAAAAAUCCGAAUCUCUUCCUUCUGUACCUGAAGCAGGGGCACUCAAUUCAGAAAUGCAGCAACAAGCCUCGGAGACGGCCCCAACAAGCCUGCCCUCACCACCGCCUAAACCUACAAUGGCCGAAGUCGAAGCAGCUGUCAAUGAACGGCAAGAAGAGGAGGAGGAAGAGCAAAUGCUACUUGAUAUCGCAGAUAAAGCGAAGAUUGGUACCCCGAUAUCCGAAGGCCCUCCGGUCUCAGCGGAGAGUGAGCAGGGAGCAAAAGCGACUCCCCCUGAACAAGCGAGCGUGUCCGCGGCGGCAGAAGAUGACGACGACGAUUAUCCCGAUCUUCUGGGAGGCCUGGAGGAAUCGCUCAAGACGCAGCAGACGAAGGCUGAGACGCCUGCUGCGCCUAAGAGUCCUGAGAAAGUGGUGAUUGAUGAGGAGGGGAAGGAGGAAGGAGCGAAUUCUCAAGAUUCGGAGAUGUUGCUCUAA